Messenger RNA from Trichoderma virens Gv29-8, 2250 nucleotides. RefSeq lists its product as uncharacterized. Gene Ontology annotation, molecular function: RNA polymerase II cis-regulatory region sequence-specific DNA binding; DNA-binding transcription factor activity, RNA polymerase II-specific; zinc ion binding. The record is from RefSeq and is a predicted model, not a curated record. The coding region runs from base 1 to 2250 and encodes 749 amino acids. The transcript has 5 exons. Lineage: Eukaryota; Fungi; Ascomycota; Sordariomycetes; Hypocreales; Hypocreaceae. Gene Ontology annotation, cellular component: nucleus. Gene Ontology annotation, biological process: DNA-templated transcription; positive regulation of transcription from RNA polymerase II promoter by galactose.
AUGCCUCUGGGAUUAUCCCAACCUCUUGGAUAUGCUGAGCAAGCAUGUAAAGAAUGUCGACGGAGGAAAUCAAAAUGUAAUAAGGGAAUCCCCACCUGUAACAUGUGCCUAAGAUACAGAAGACAUUGUCUAUAUGAAAAACAUUCACGGACUCCACUAACCAGGAGGCAUUUGACUGAAGUAGAGGAAAGAUUAGAGCAGGCAGAGGCUUUGAUCAGACAACUAAGAGCUGCGCUCCCACCACAAACAUUGUCAAGCGAGGGUUCGAGUAACACAAUUGACUCGCCCAACCAGCUCUCUGAUACCACUGACCCGGCUCGCAUCAAGCAAGAUCACCCCAGACUAGGCUCAGAUGAGAUUGAUAUGUCGUUGAACACCAGGCAAGUCGUCAAUGGCGAGUUGUCCGGGGCCAGGUCACAUUUGCAGCAGCCAUCAACUCUUGUACCACAACGAAAUAUGGGGACAUCAGAGCACAUAGAGAGUUCUGAAAAAUCGCAGGAUGACGAAUUUGAAAGCCCACCAUCAACAGGCGACUUUGGUUGGAAUGAGCAUGAGGCUGUCCAACAAAAUUCUCCGGGGUUGUCGACUGCAAGCGACUUCAACGAAACAAGACAGAUCCUAGAUGGCAUGGCAUCGCUGACCGUCUCAGAGCAGCGAAGUGGUUAUCUCGGGAUCGCUUCAGGCGCCGCUUUCCUACGCCUUUUAGAGCCUGUGGAAUACAGAAAUGCACAAACUCAUUCUCCUAUCGAGACUGAUAACCGCAUUUCCCUAGUUACGCUUCCCAAUCUAAACAAACACAUAGCCGAUACCAUGAUCGAUGCCUAUUUCAGGAUAUAUCAUCUCAGUUAUCCCAUUGUCCACGAACCAACUUUCCGAGCUCAGUAUUCUGAAGUUAUUCGGAGACCCAACGGCGGAUCUUGGUAUAUCUUGGCAUAUGUUAUGGCUGCCUUAGGAGUGUUUACUACCGCAACGACUCUAAAUAAUCUGGAUUUGGAUCUUUUUCAGCACACCAAAUCCCUCCUCUCAUUUGACAUACUGGAAGUUGGCAGCUUAACAAUGGUCCAGGCUCUGACCUUGAUUUCGAAUUAUCAACAAAAGAGAGAUAAGCCAAAUUCGGCUUAUAGUUACUCGGGAUUGGCGGCCAGAAUGGCUAUGGCGCUUGGACUGCACAAAGACUUUCAGGGAUGGAAAAUCCCUCCUUUAAGCAUGGAAAUCCGACGCAGAGUUUGGUGGACGCUGAGCAUAUUUGACAUUGGUGCUACCAUCACAUUUGGUCGGCCGCAAGUGUGCCCAUUCAAUGGUGUUGACAUAUCAUUACCCAUGAAUGUUCAUGAUAAGGAUCUCACGGCCAUGUCCAGUUCAUAUCCCUCUGAUCCGGAAGAAAUAUCUGUUUACACAGCAGUUCGAACGCAAGCAAGAUUUUUCAUCGCUACAAACCCCAUAUAUAUCCGCAUCAUUUCAAAGCCUUUGCCCAGUGCCCGAGAGUUACUUCAAUUAGAAGCCCAGUGCCUGGAAUCGUGGGCAGAAAACACCCCAUCUUAUUUCUCAGAAACAGCGUCCAUACCACCUAAAUUUGUCUUUUCACACUCUGUUAUGCAAUGGAGGUGGCGAAAUUUUCGCAUGAUCAUGUACCGUCCAUUUGUUAUCCGACGGGCUUUACUCGCACGCAGCGGCCGUCAAGACAAUUCGAGUCCAGAGUCUCUCCAGGCUUAUGAGCGAUGUUUGAACGAUGCUAAGCAGAGCAUACUAUCAAUCAGUGCAUUCUGGGCUGCAAAUGAUCAUAUCCGCCUCUUUGCGUGGUAUGCAUUAUAUUUCCUUUUCCAAGCAGCUUUGAUCCCCUGUAUAUGCUUGCAAAACGAGCCUUCUUCUUCGAACGCGUCAGAUUGGCGUGAUCAAAUUGUCAGCUCUUUAAAAGUUAUCGCGGCACUGGUACCUGUGAAUCCAAGCGCUAGGCGAUGCCACCAAGUCAUUGUUAGCCUAUGUGGAACCCAUUUGAAUACACCAACGCAUCUUCUGGAAAAUGCCAAUGCAGAGGAAAUAUCAGCUCUUCAAUCGGGAGAUUUGAAUAAAGCUCAUGGUGGAAUAUACCUUCAAGCAUCAGAUGCAGACGGUGAUAGGCCAAUGAUAUCUGGGGAUAACACAAACGAUCAGAUGAAUGCGGUUUUUUCCAUGAUGUGGCCCAACACACUAUUCGAUACUGCUGGCAAGGAGCAUGAAGACUCUUGGAUGGACUUUCUUAAUGGGAUAUAA